GUAAGCAAGUAAAGUGCUUCGUUACUGUCGGCUUCUAUCAAGUACUUUCUAGUUACCUAAAUUUUCGCGAUGGCUGUUGGUGAUCUCAAAACUGAUAAGGGUGUUAAAGAUUUAAAUUCUUACUUAGCGGAUCACAGCUAUAUCGAAGGGUGGCAACCUACUCAGGCUGAUGUAGCAGUUUUAGAAGCUCUAGGAAAGACUCCGACAUCUUCAAAUCCGCAUGUUCUACGAUGGUACAACCACAUAAAGUCCUAUGACUUGAAAGUACUUCCUGGAGAAAAGAAAGCAUCUAUUCUCUCAAGUAGCAGUAAUGUUAGUAAUACGACAACAGCUAAGAAUGAAGAUGAUGUAGACCUCUUUGGUUCGGAUGACGAAGAAGAUGCGGAAGCUGUGAGAAUUAGAGAAGAAAGAUUAAAAGCAUAUGCGGAAAAAAAGUCAAAGAAACCAGCAUUAAUUGCCAAAUCUAGUCUCGUGUUGGAUGUAAAACCAUGGGGAGAUGAUACAGACAUGAAAGCCAUGGAGGAUGCUGUUAGAUCUAUACAGAUGGAUGGGCUAGUUUGGGGAGCUUCUAAACUAGUCGCUGUGGGUUAUGGUAUUCAUAAAUUCAGAAUAAUGUGCGUCAUUGAGGAUGACAAGGUGUCUGUGGAUUUACUGGUAGAACAAAUCGAAAGUUUUGAAGAUUUAGUUCAAUCCGUCGACAUUGAGUCAUUCAAUAAAAUAUAAGCAACUAUUUGUGUCCGUUACUUUUAAUAUAAACUUAAUAAAUAAUAACCAUUGUUUGUAUAUAUAAUUUGUUAUUGAAUGAUCCUGAAGAACUGCUAAUGCUACUUCAAUGGUAAUAUAUU
Dufourea novaeangliae is the source of this 845-nucleotide messenger RNA. RefSeq names its product elongation factor 1-beta' (gene eEF1beta). The record is from RefSeq and is a predicted model, not a curated record. NCBI's taxonomy places the organism in Eukaryota, Metazoa, Arthropoda, Insecta, Hymenoptera, Halictidae. Gene Ontology annotation, cellular component: cytosol. Bases 70 to 723 code for a protein of 217 amino acids. The transcript has 3 exons. Gene Ontology annotation, molecular function: translation elongation factor activity; guanyl-nucleotide exchange factor activity. Gene Ontology annotation, biological process: translational elongation.